Messenger RNA from Marmota flaviventris (yellow-bellied marmot), 530 nucleotides. RefSeq names its product transmembrane protein 141 (gene Tmem141). NCBI's taxonomy places the organism in Eukaryota, Metazoa, Chordata, Mammalia, Rodentia, Sciuridae. The record is from RefSeq and is a predicted model, not a curated record.
CCCCGCCUCUCUUCGCCGUCUUCUGCAGGCGGGCGCUUCCUACCAGGCCACCAUGGUGACCCUUGGCCUGUCCCGCGUCGACGACGCCGUGGCCGCCAAACACCCGGGACUCGGGGAAUACGCUGCGUGCCAGUCAAACGCCUUCAUGAAGGGCGUGUUCACCUUUGUCACAGGAACCGGCAUGACCUUCGGCCUGCAGAUGUUCAUUCAGAGAAAGUUCCCGUACCCGAUGCAGUGGAGCGUGCUGAUGGCUGUGGUUGCAGGCUCUGUGGCAAGCUAUGGGGUGACAAGAGUGGAAUCGCAGAAAUGCAGCAACCUCUGGCUCUUCCUGGAGACAGGGCAACUUCCCAGAGACAGAGGCACAGGAGGAGAUCAGGACACAAACAUGCACAGAGAGACAACUCCCUGAGGGCCCAGGGAAAAGACAGUGUCUGUAAGCCAAGGAAUCAGGCCUCAGGGAAACCAGCCUUUGGCACCUGGAUCCUAGACUUCAACCUCCGGGACUGAGAAUAAACUUGUGUGAGCCACUA